GCCGAGGCUGCGCCAGGUGGGGCCCGAAGCCGCCUCCCACGCCAGGCAGUCCCCGCGGCCGCCCGGCCUGCUUUCCUUCCUUCCGCCCGCCCGCCGGCCCGCCCCAGGAGUUCACCAAGCCGCAAUGAAGAGCUUCUUACAGUGAAAGGAAAGUAGGUCGCGCCCACUGAAAAUGCCUUUAAGGGACAAAUACUGUCAGACUGACCACCAUCAUCACGGAUGCUGUGAACCAGUUUAUAUCCUGGAACCUGGAGAUGCUCCUUUGUUACAGCAACCACUACAGACAUCCAAAUCUGGUAUUCAGCAAAUAAUUGAGUGCUUUCGAUCAGGAACUAAACAACUUAAGCAUAUUUUAUUAAAAGACGUGGACACUAUUUUUGAAUGUAAAUUAUGCCGCAGUCUCUUCAGAGGAUUGCCAAAUUUAAUUACCCAUAAAAAAUUCUACUGCCCACCAAGUCUGCAGAUGGAUGACAACCUUCCUGAUGUAAAUGAUAAACAAAGCCAAGCCAUAAACGACCUCCUAGAAGCCAUAUAUCCAAGUGUGGACAAGCGAGAAUACAUUAUUAAACUAGAACCUAUAGAAACUAAUCAAAAUGCAGUGUUUCAAUAUAUUUCAAGGACUGAUAAUCCCACUGAAGUCACAGAGUCAAGCAGUACUCCUGAACAGCCUGAAGUUCAAAUACAGGAAACUAGCACUGAACAGUCUAAAACAGUUCCAGUUACAGACACAGAGGUGGAAACUGUAGAGCCCCCUCCUGUUGAAAUUGUUGCAGAUGACAUUGCACCUCCAUCUGAUGAACAACCACAGGAAUCACAGGCUGACUUGGAAACUUCUGACAAUUCUGAUUUUGGUCACCAGUUGAUAUGUUGUCUUUGUAGAAAAGAUUUCAAUUCCAGACGAGGUGUUCGUCGUCACAUUCGAAAAGUACACAAGAAAAAGAUGGAAGAACUAAAAAAGUACAUUGAAACACGAAAGAAUCCAAACCAGUCCUCUAAAGGACGCAGUAAGAAUGUUCUAGUUCCAUUAAGUAGGAGUUGUCCGGUAUGUUGUAAAUCAUUUGCUACAAAAGCGAAUGUAAGGAGGCAUUUUGAUGAAGUUCAUAGAGGACUAAGGAGGGAUUCAAUUACUCCUGAUAUAGCAACAAAGCCUGGGCAACCUUUGUUCCUGGAUUCUGUUUCUCCUAAAAAAUCUUUUAAGACUCGAAAACAAAAGUCGUCUUCAAAGGCUGAAUACAAUUUAACUGCAUGCAAAUGCCUUCUUUGCAAGAGGAAAUAUAGUUCACAAAUAAUGCUUAAAAGACAUAUGCAAAUUGUCCACAAGAUAACUCUUUCUGGAACAAACUCUAAAAGAGAGAAAGGCCCCAAUAAUACUGCCAGCAGUUCAGAAAUAAAAGUUAAAGUUGAACCAGCAGAUUCUGUAGAAUCUUCACCCCCUUCCAUUACCCAUUCUCCACAGAAUGAAUUAAAGGGAACAAAUCAUUCAAAUGAAAAAAAGAACACACCGGCAGCACAGAAAAAUAAAGUUAAACAAGACUCUGAAAGCCCUAAAUCAACUAGUCUGUCUGCUGCAGGUGGCCAGCAAAAAACCAGGAAACCAAAACUUUCAGCUGGCUUUGAUUUUAAGCAACUUUACUGUAAACUUUGUAAACGUCAGUUUACUUCGAAACAGAACUUGACUAAACACAUUGAAUUGCACACAGAUGGGAAUAACAUUUAUGUUAAAUUCUACAAGUGUCCUCUUUGCACUUAUGAAACUCGUCGGAAGCGUGAUGUGAUACGACAUAUAACUGUGGUUCAUAAAAAGUCAUCCCGUUAUCUUGGGAAAAUAACAGCCAGUUUAGAGAUCAGAGCUAUAAAAAAGCCCAUUGAUUUUGUUCUAAAUAAAGUGACAAAAAGAGGCCCUUCAAGAGACGAAGCAAAACAUAGUGAUGCAAAACAUGAUGGCACUUCUAACUCUCCUAGUAAAAAGUAUGAAGUAGCUGAUGUUGGUAUUGAAGUAAAAGUCACAAAAAACUUUUCUCUUCACAGAUGCAAUAAAUGUGGAAAGGCAUUUGCCAAAAAGACUUAUCUUGAACAUCAUAAGAAAACUCAUAAGGCAAAUGCUUCCAAUUCACCUGAAGGAAACAAAACCAAAGGCCGAAGUACAAGAUCUAAGGCUCUUGUCUGAUAACUUCAAGUGAUGUACGAAAAGGUUUGGAGUUCAUUUUUGUGGAAAGACUUUAAAUUGGUGUUAGAACCACUAAACAUCUUCAAAUGGUACUAUGAGGAAAAAAAGAAAAAGUUUUGAUAAAUAUAUGACUGUAACUGCUGUUUUCUGACUAAAAUAAUAACCAUCUAACCACUUGUUUCUAAGGCACUGCCUCUUCCAGCACUUUCAAG
Messenger RNA from Budorcas taxicolor (takin), 2379 nucleotides. RefSeq names its product zinc finger protein 800 (gene ZNF800). The transcript is spliced from 6 exons. The record is from RefSeq and is a predicted model, not a curated record. The coding region runs from base 173 to 2167 and encodes 664 amino acids. Lineage: Eukaryota; Metazoa; Chordata; Mammalia; Artiodactyla; Bovidae.